This is a messenger RNA of Nipponia nippon (crested ibis), 1694 nucleotides long. The record is from RefSeq and is a predicted model, not a curated record. Lineage: Eukaryota; Metazoa; Chordata; Aves; Pelecaniformes; Threskiornithidae.
AUGGCAGCAGCUCUCAUUUUGCAGAGCUUUUCGGUGCUGCAGCAAGUGAAAGAGGAAAAGAACGUGGCAUCUCUUUUCCCACUAGACUUUUCGUGGUGGUGGUGGUGGCAAGGUGCCAUUGGUUUUGGAGAGAAGGAGGAAGUUUCUGCGGCUGCUGUGCGUGACCCUCCCUCAGGGCCAGCACGCACCUCAGGAGGGGAGCCAGCCGCCGCGGCGGGCUGCGGGCCUCAGAGAGCUGCGCACGAAGCCCGCUCGGAGGGAGGCAAAAAGGAGAGAAGGCUCCCAAGAGAGACAUUUACAGCAGAGACCCCGGGGAAACGCCUCAGACACAGGAGGGCCCAGCCCGUCACAGCAGCGCCACCGAAACGCAGCUUCUGCCUCAAAGAAACCAGUAACGCCCUCCUCGCUCAGCUUAUGAGGCGGAGCGCGUCGGUGUGGGGCUUGACACGGUCGUGCAGCUUUCUGCCCACGAAGACAGAAGAAAUUGGAGGGAAGAAGAUAUCUAAAAGUAAAGAUGUGGCCCUUGUAGCCUUGGUUAGAUGUGGAGGUACUGUUGGUGCAAUUCUGACAUGUCCACUGGAAGUUGUGAAAACACGAUUGCAGUCCUCCUCUGUGACUCUCUACAUCUCUGAAGUCCAUCUCAACACUGUGAAUGGUGCUAGCGUCAAUCGAGUAACUAGAGUUUCUCCUGGACCUCUCCAUUGUUUGAAGAUGAUCUUGCAAAAGGAAGGUCCUCGUUCUCUGUUUAGAGGGCUGGGUCCUAAUUUAGUAGGCGUUGCUCCUUCCAGAGCGAUAUAUUUUGCUGCUUACUCAAACUGCAAGGAAAAGCUGAACAAUAUUUUCAAUCCAGAUUCUACCCAGGUACACAUGAUUUCAGCUGGUGUGGCAGGUUUUACUGCGAUCACAACAACUAAUCCCAUUUGGCUAGUAAAGACACGAUUACAGCUUGAUGCAAGGAAUCGUGGAGAAAAGCGAAUGAGUGCUUUUGAAUGUGUCCAAAAAGUUUAUCGAUCAGAUGGUAUUAAAGGCUUUUACAGAGGAAUGUCAGCAUCCUACGCAGGCAUAUCUGAGACUGUUAUUCAUUUUGUUAUUUAUGAGAGCAUUAAGAGAAAACUACUGGAGUAUAAGACUGCUUCUGCUAUGGACAAUGAGGAUGAAUCAGCAAAAGAAGCUUCGGACUUUGUUGGCAUGAUGAUGGCUGCUGCCACUUCCAAAACUUGUGCAACAUCAAUAGCGUAUCCCCAUGAGGUUGUACGAACAAGACUAAGAGAAGAGGGAACAAAAUACAGAUCUUUCUUCCAGACACUAUCUUUGCUUGUGCGAGAAGAAGGGUAUGGAUCCCUCUACCGAGGUUUAACUACACAUCUGAUCAGACAGAUUCCAAACACGGCUAUCAUGAUGUCAACCUAUGAAGUGGUAGUCUACUUGCUCGAUGGAUAGCAGCUUCCUAGAAGAAGGUGGAAGAUUGAAAGACUGGAGUGGACCACUGAAUGUCAAUGCCAAUGUGGUGGGCAAAAAGAAAGUUAUAUCAGGAACAUGCAGCUAUGGACAAAACAGAAGGUUGAUUGUGGGCAACUAUGAAUAAUUUUGCUGCCUUAUUGUAUGGUCUCUUGGCAAUGUGGCAAAUGGGAACUGCCCCUUAAGGAAUGCCUUUAUACAUCUCUUAAUUCAAAAUUGUUACUUUCUUUUCAUUU